AUGACGCUGGGCUCUCCAUUGAUCUCACUGUAUGACGCUGGGCUCUCCAUCUCACACUAUAUAUAUAUAUAUAUAUAUAUAUAUAUAUAUAUAUAUAUAUAUAAUCUAUCUCGCUCUAUCCGCUUUACAGGGCUGAGCGAUGCUUUACAAUACCGGGCUGAGCAACGCACUGCUUUGCUAUACCGGGCUGAGCGACGCACUGCUUUGCUAUACCGGGCUGAGCGAUGCAUUGCUCUGCUAUACAGGGCUGAGCGACGCAUUGCUCUGCUAUACAGGGCUGAGCGAUGCAUUGCUCUGCUAUACCGGGCUGAGCGACGCACUGCUUUGCUAUACCGGGCUGAGCGAUGCAUUGCUCUGCUAUACAGGGCUGAGCGACGCAUUGCUCUGCUAUACAGGGCUGAGCGACGCAUUGCUCUGCUAUACAGGGCUGAGCGAUGCAUUGCUCUGCUAUACCGGGCUGAGCGACGCACUGCUUUACUAUACCGGGCUGAGCGACGCAUUGCUCUGCUAUACAGGGCUGAGCGACGCACUGCUUUGCUAUACCGGGCUGAGCGAUGCAUUGCUCUGCUAUACCGGGCUGAGCGACGCAUUGCUCUGCUAUACCGGGCUGAGCGACGCACUGCUUUGCUAUACCGGGCUGAGCGACGCAUUGCUCUGCUAUACCGGGCUGAGCGACGCAUUGCUCUGCUAUACCGGGCUGAGCGACGCACUGCUUUGCUAUACCGGGCUGAGCGACGCAUUGCUCUGCUAUACCGGGCUGAGCGACGCACUGCUUUGCUAUACCGGGCUGAGCGACGCACUGCUUUGCUAUACCGGGCUGAGCGACGCAUUGCUCUGCUAUACCGGACUGAGCGACGCUUUGAUCUGCCAUGUGCUGCUGUAAAGUAA
Pelobates cultripes (western spadefoot toad) is the source of this 888-nucleotide messenger RNA. The record is from the annotation of a GenBank genome assembly. NCBI's taxonomy places the organism in Eukaryota, Metazoa, Chordata, Amphibia, Anura, Pelobatidae.